CCGUUAGGUAGACCGGGUGAUCGUAGCAGUCGCGCUAACGAGGAGGAUACAUUUUUUUAGAGCUAGCUAACCAGUGGACACGUGAUAAGGGAAAUGACGCAAAUAUGUACCAACUGCCCGUUUCUCUUAACCAACAAAUAUAUAUUCACUGUGUCUUUCAAAAGAAGAAAGACCAUAAUCAUCUGAAAAACAAUAUUGUUAGCCAACUGUGGUAAGCUAGCAACCCGCGGUGGGAAAAAGGAAAAAGAUUCUUUAGCGAAGGUAUACAGACCUGCUCAACACUGAAGAGAAGAGGCAAAUCUGGGCAGCAUUGAUUUAGAAUAGUUUACAAACAAUUUAAUAUAGCUAUCACGAUAUCUUAGCAACUUUUUAUCUAGCCACACUCUGUCCCACUUCUGAUAGAUAGCGUUGGCUGUUUUAUUUUUAUGUGGCCUAAGCUAGCAUGCUAAUCGAGCGUUUGUAAGCUGAAGUACUAGUAGCCCGUUUCUGUUCGUAACGUUAGUGGGGAUCUUUCUUGAUGCGAUUUGCUACCAAAACUGUCAGCGAUUUGGUUUAAUCCAACACAUUAUGUGUUUAUAAGUUUUAUCUCGAAAUUACACGUUUGUCUUGUUUUGGAAGCAUAACCUUAAAGUAGCUAGCUAACGUUACAUUGGUUAAGGUAGCAAUGGUUCGCAGAUAGCCAAAUAGCUAUAGCUAGUUAACAACCAUAGAUGAUUUGUAAGAUAAACUGACACGUUUUUCUGUUGACAAAUCAGCUAGAUAAGUAACGUUAGUUUUCUAAUUUAUGUCUGCUGGUGAAGUGCAUUGGUUGGCAAAUAACGUCUGAAGGAAAUUGUGAUGGCAAGCUAGAAUAACAUGUAGACAACUGCUAGCUAGCAUGACCUAGCCAGCCAGCUAACUGUAGAAAACAGUAACGUUACGUCAAAUUGUCUAUCAAACUAGGUGACAGGAUAGUUGAAGUAGGGUUGGCCUUGAAACUAUACAGAGGGAUUCAUGAAAAAUAGGAUUCCUAGCUAACUUAGCUGGUUUAUAAACAGGUUAAUAGACCUAACUAAUUGGUAACUAGCUUUCUGCAUUGGCAUAUUCAGACAGAUGAUGUUAGUUGCUAGUAUACAUAUCUAUUGAGUAUUUUUGCAGAUGUUUAUUUUGAAAAUUUAUCAGGAUGCAUAAAGAUUCAGAUCUCAUGAGGUUGAGCACUCCCAAAACAUAUCUGAAGAAUUUACACUUGGCCACUGAAGUUGGAACAGUCCAACACAGUUACAGCUCCAAGUGAGUAGGAGAUGAGGAGCAUUAUUAAGAUUCUCUGUGACGUUAGACAGGUGUACUACAGUGUCUUGCUUUAAAUUAUGUUAUCAGAAACCACUUUAAAUUUACUGAAGUGCGACUUGAAAUGUGUGAAGAAACCAACCAAAUCAGUUGUGAUUUUUCUUCCAAAUGAAUGUUGUUAUUUAGUCAGUGGGUCACCCACCACCAGUGUGCCAAAAUGUCAAUCUCCAGAUAACAAAGCAGGGAUUACUUUUUUGCAAGAACUGCAACGCAAAGCAGCACAUCCCUGAAAAAGAGCAUGCACGGACUCCCUUGAGAUACAUUAAGGAUUAUAAACCAGAAAGUGAAGAGAACUGCGUUAUUAACUUGUUAUCCUCAAUGGAAGUGCCCUUGUAGACACGUAACAGGGUGGCUACAACUGUGCCAUUAGGAGCUCCAACCUUAGAGGAAGCCUUGCAACCCUGGGUUGGCUGCUCUUAAGGGGACGAUGGGUUCCCAAGCUCUUCAGAUACUGCGGCAGGGGGUGUGGGCUUCAAUCACAGGAGGCUGGUAUGUGGACCCCCACCAGAGCACAUUCUCCAACUGCUUCCACCUGUACCUCUGGAUCUUUCUAUUGGCCUUCCCUUUUCUGCUAUACAUGUCUCUCCCCCCUAGCCUGGUUGUGGCAGCUGUUUACUGUGCUGUGGUGGCAGCCUUCUUCACAGCCAUAAAGGCAGUGAACUUCCACCUCCAUGCCAUGUUCGACCUGGGGGAGAUGGUGGAGAAGAGGCAGGUCUCGCACAUAACCAAUGCCCCACGGCUAGAAGAGGGGGAUGAUGGGUCAGGAGGCCAUGAUGGGAACCAGCAUAGGGACAGCAAUGUUGGUGUGGAGAUGACUGUGUUCAGAAAGGUCAACUCAACGCCUCCAGUUCGCUGCAGCUCCCAGCACUCUCUGUUUGGACUCAACCAGGUGUCGGAGUUUUUGCCCCAGCUUGAUGACAGUAGAGGCUCCAAGGAUAUGAAGGAUCUGAUGCGAGAGCAAUGCAGCAACAACUUGAUUGUCACGUCAGCUCGCCGGGAGAUCUUCUGUCACAGCUCCCAGGACCCCAUCCAUGUUGUCAACAUGGUCCCGUCCUGCUUGGCUGCUGCUGUAGGGGGAGAGUUCCCUGAUCUAAGGGGAGUGGGAACAGGGAUAGCAGGGGGAUUUGGUAGCUUCCAACCUGGGAUGUGCAUCUCCAUCCCCCCGUCCCCCUCCAGUCAGGAAGACGGAGGAGAGAAGGGCCAAUUGGAGGACAUUAAGGGCAUGCUAGAGCAGCUGUCCCAGCAGAGUCCUGAUGAGCCCUACUCCCCCUUGGGCCCCUCUGCUGAGUCAGAGAGCCUGGGGGAUGCUCCCAUCAGCCCUCUCAUAAAGAGCAGUCUGAGGGAGGAGCUAAGUGAGAACCUGCUUGGGCUGGGCCUUGACCCUGUGGCCUUCGCCCCGGGAACAGAGCACCCAGGCAGCCACAGUGGGGUGGCCAUGACUGCCGGCUCCACAGACAGCUGCUUCAGCGGGGGUGGAGUGACCACAGACCGUGAGACCCUCAGCACAGUCAGCAGCUACCGCAGUGAGAAGACUGACUCCACCCAGCUGGAGAGCCCUUCACUCAGCCUGCCACAUAACAUAGACUCCGGGGCACCAACCUCUGCCUCAGCCCCGGGCACCAGUACCCUAGAGCCAGCAGAGGAGCCUGUACUGCAGGGGGGCAGUGAUACUGAUGAUCUGUCGGACAGCGAACUACUGCGCUCCCCCUCCAAAGAGCUUUCUCUGGACCAGGGGCUUGAUAAGACAAUAGUGGAAGGGGAAGAUUUGCCACCUGUCCCCUCAGAUAUUACACAGCCCCCCUCCCUUCAGGACUUGUCUCCCUCCAGUAGUGGGCACUCGGAGGCAUGUGAUCUGGACAGGACGGUCCCCGUUCCCCCCCUCCCCCCUCCACGGCAGGUUAACACGUUGCCGUCAGGGCUGGCCCUGGGUCUAGUGUCUUCUGAACCUGAUCAUCCUGUCUCCUCUAUGCCCUUCCUGCCCUCUGAGCAGCCCUCUCUGCAGGCCCAGCAGGUGGUGCGCCCCAAAGACUUGAAGCUGCUGCGGACCGGUGGUGGUUGUGUUGGCCACCAGCCUGGCUGCAGGAAAGCCCCUCGCAAGCGAGGUGGAGGGGGAAGCAGCAGCUUUGACUGUGGCUCCUACAGGAGGCACCACGGACAGCACAGAGACUACAUCCCAGUGCGCAGUCGGCUGGGGGCUAAGACCUACAGCGAGAGCCUGUUUGAGGACUCCAGUGACGAGGAUGAUGGCUCCAGUGUGGGCUCCCAGAGACACUACAGCUCUGACAAUGAUGAUUCCAGCUCCUCUACCUCAUGCUACUCCCCCGACCUCGCUAACACUGGUGUUACAAACCCGCCCCCCUCCACCCAGCUGCCCAUCCCCAGGGAAGGAACGUUGUCCGAGACGUCUGGCCCCAUCCUCUCCCAGAGGCCACAGAGGUCAGCCAGCACGGCUAGUGCUAAGACUCAUGCCAGGGUGCUCAGUAUGGACGAGGCCGGUGGGGGCCACACUAACACUGUGGUCCUGCCCUCUACCAUGCUGACCACCUCCACCACCGCCCCACGACCCCUCACCAUCUCCAAGUCAGACCUGGAGGCCCGGACCAGCCACACAGACGCCUUCCCUGGAACUCACCACCAUCGCCUGGACUCUCUGGGAGGCUCCUGGGCUGGCAACCAGAGGGGCUGGAGGGCUGGGGAACUGGUGGAGGAGGGAGCUGUGGGGGGAGCCCUGGCCCCAGAGGAGGGGGGCAAGCAGGACUCAGUGAGCAGUGUGAAGAGGACCCAGGCCAUCCGUAGGCGACACAACGCGGGGAGCAACCCCACACCACCCCCCUCUACCAUGGGCUCUCCACCCAGUCUCCAGGACCUCCAGCGUGCCCGUACCUCCUCACACUCACGGACCCGGACCCUGCCCUCUGCCUUACAGUUCGCCACCUCACUACUGCUGCCCCGCGCUGGGGUCCAUGAGGCCUCUACCUUCGACGACACCACAGAGGGGGCUGUGCACUACUUCUAUGACGAGGGUGGAGUGAAGAGAUCGUACACGUUUGGACCUGCAGGAGGCGGUUAUGAGGACCCAGUGGUGGAGCGGGAAAGACAGUCCCAGUCCUCCAGCUUCACCUCCAAUGAUGUCCAGGAUGGGGCACCGGUGCUCACAGUGCUCCAGACCAGGCCUGUGGUUCUGCAGGGCAUGCAGGUGCGCAGGGUGCCCCUGGAGAUGUCAGAUAUGCCAGAGUUUGACCUGGACCAUGAAUCUCUGCAUGAGUCCCAGGAGAACACGCUGAUGAUCGAAGAGAAGGCCAAGCCCAAACACUACUACCGCUUCUGGGUGCUGCCAGGCAAGUGGCUGAGGGUGCGUUAUGACCGUCUGGCCCUGCUGGCACUACUGGACAGGAACCGUGGUGUAGGGGAGAAUGUGUUUGCGGUGGUGCUGGCCAGCAUGGUGUCCUUCCUGGGGUUCCUGCUCCUCUUGCAGGGUUUCUUCAGGGACAUUUGGGUGUUUCAGUUCUGCCUGGUCAUCGCCAGCUGUCAGUACUCACUACUAAAGAGUGUUCAACCAGAUGCAGCCUCCCCAAUGCAUGGCCAUAACUGGGUCAUCGUGUACAGUCGGCCCGUCUACUUCUGCCUGUGCUGUGCUCACGUCUGGGUGUUCGACCUUGCUGGGCGCUCGGGCCACCUGCAGCCCUUCUCCCUCUACGGCGUCACCUUCUUCUCCGCUCACUUCCUGCUCUGUGCCAGGGACGUGCUCAUAGUGUUCACCUUGUGCUUCCCCAUCAUUUUCCUGUUUGGACUUGUACCUCAGGUCAACACCUUCCUCAUGUGUCUUCUGGAGCAGGUCGACAUGCACGUUUUUGGGGGAACGGCCACCACCAGCCCCCUGUCGUCCCUGUACAGCCUGUUACGCAGUGUGUUGGUGACCGCGCUGCUCUAUGGGUUCUGUCUUGGUGCUAUCAUUGCUCCCUGGGAACAUCCCCAUGUGCCAGUAGUGUUCUCUGUGUUCUGUGGUCUGCUCCUGGCCUUCUCCUACCACCUGAGCCGCCAAAGCAGCGACCCCAUCAUCCUGUGGUCUCUGGUCCGCUCCAAGUUCUUUCCUGAGCUGCUGGGUCGGACCCCUGAGGAGCCUCCUCUGGAGAUCAAAGACCCCCUGCCUGAGAAACUAUACAACUCUGUGAAAGAGAUGUUCCACUCUGACCUUGUCAUGUGUCCCCUCAUGGCUGUCAUCACGUUUGCCAUCAGUGCCAGCACUGUCUUCAUCGCUCUGCAGCCUGCUCUAAGUUACAUCCUGUACAUGGUGGCUGGGGGGGUGGGCUUCCUCACACACUACCUGCUGCCUCAGCUCCGCAAGCAGCUGCCCUGGUUCUGCCUGGCCCACCCUGUCCUCCGUUCUCCAGAGUACAGCCAGUUUGAGGUCCGCGAUGCCGCCCAGCUGAUGUGGUUUGAGAAGCUGUAUGCGUGGUUGCAGUGUUUGGAGAAGUAUUUAAUCUACCCGGCAGUGGUGCUCAACUCCCUCACUACAGAAGCCCAGCUUGUCAGCCAGAACCCAAUGAAACUGGACAUCUAUGGCCGUGCUCUGUACAUCUCUCUGGCGGGGAUGAAGCUGCUGCGCUUGUCGUUCUGCGCCCCGUCCCUGCAGUACGUCACACUGUGCUUCACCGCCCUCUUCUUCCUCUUCGACUACCCACACUUCUCAGAGACCUUCCUGCUCGACUAUUACCUCAUGUCUAUCCUCUUCAGCAAGCUCUGGGACCUGCUCUACAAGCUUCGUUUUGUUCUCACCUACAUCGCUCCCUGGCAGAUCACCUGGGGCUCCGCCUUCCACGCCUUCGCCCAGCCCUUCGCUGUGCCCCACUCAGCCAUGCUGUUUGUCCAGGCUGUGUUCUCUGCUCUCUUCUCCACCCCCCUCAACCCUGUCCUGGGCAGUGCUGUGUUCGUCACCUCCUACACCAGGCCUGUCAAGUUCUGGGAGAGAGACUACAACACCAAGCGGGUUGAUCACUCCAACACUCGACUGGCCACCCAGCUGGACCGCAACCCAGGUGCUGAUGACAACAACCUGAACUCUAUCUUCUAUGAACACCUGACGCGCUCUUUGCAGCACAGCCUGUGUGGUGAUCUGCUGCUGGGCCGCUGGGGAAACUACACCACAGGAGACUGCUUCAUCCUGGCCUCCGACUACCUCAAUGCCCUGGUGCACAUCAUCGAGAUCGGCAACGGCCUGGUCACCUUCCAGCUGAGGGGGCUGGAGUUCAGGGGUACUUACUGCCAGCAGCGGGAGGUGGAGGCCAUCACCGAGGGGGUGGAGGAGGACGAGGGCUGCUGCUGCUGUGAGCCAGGCCACCUGCCUCACAUGCUCUCUUUUAACGCAGCGUUCGGCCAGCGCUGGCUGGCCUGGGAGGUGGCUGCCACCAAGUACGUCCUGGAGGGCUACAGCAUCAGCGACAACAACGCCGCCUCCAUGCUGCAGGUGUUCGACCUGCGCAAGAUCCUCAUCACCUACUACGUCAAGAGCAUUGUCUACUACGUCAGUCGAUCUCCUAAACUGGAGGAGUGGCUGGCCAAUGAGAUGGUGCAGGAGGCGCUGCGGCCCUGCCUAGGCCCCGCCUACGUGGACAGUGACCCGACCUUCAACCUGAACAUAGACGAAGACUACGACCACAGGGCCUCUGGCGUCACACCCAGCUCCUUCUGUGUGGUCUACCUGGACUGGAUCCAGUACUGUAACAGCAGACGCCAGACGCCGGUGGAGGAGAGCGAGAGAGACUCUCCUCUGGUCACCCUGUGUUUUGGCCUGUGUGUCCUGGGGAGAAGGGCUCUGGGCACAGCCUCCCACAGUAUGUCUGCCAGCUUGGAGCCUUUUCUGUACGGUCUCCACGCCCUCUUCAAGGGGGACUUCCGCAUCACCUCUCCCAGGGAUGAGUGGGUGUUUGCAGACAUGGACCUGCUGAACAGGGUGGUGGCGCCCGGGGUGCGCAUGUCCCUCAAACUGCACCAGGAUCACUUCACGUCUCCAGACGAGUACGAGGACCCGGUGGUUCUGUACGACGCCAUCACGGCCAACGAAGAGAACAUGGUGAUCAGCCACGAGGGCGACCCGGUGUGGCGCGGCGCCAUCCUGGCCAACAUGCCCUCGCUGCUGGCCCUGCGCCACGUCAUGGACGAUGGCAGCGACGAGUACAAGAUCAUCAUGCUCAACAAGAGGUUCCUCAGCUUCAGGGUCAUCAAGGUGAACAGGGAGUGUGUGCGUGGGCUGUGGGCGGGCCAGCAGCAGGAGCUGGUGUUCCUGCGGAACCGGAACCCAGAGCGUGGCAGCAUACAGAACGCCAAGCAGGCCCUGAGGAACAUGAUCAACUCGUCAUGUGACCAGCCCAUCGGCUACCCCAUCUACGUGUCGCCCCUCACCACCUCCUUCGCAGGCGGGCACACCCAGCUCCGCUCAGUCUGGGGGGGGCCUGUCAGCCCCCAUAACAUCUACGCCUGGCUCAUCAGCAGCUGGGACAGGUUACAGAAGGGUUGUGGAGCUGGCUGUAACAGUGGGGGAAAUAUUGAGGACUCUGACUGCGGCGGAGGCUCCACAGCCGUCUCCAACUACCCAUCGGCUCACACCACCCAGAGCACCCCGGCCUCCAGCCUUCCCCAGCCCCACUUCACCUUCAUCCACCCCCCCAUGGGAACUGACAACCCUGUGGGCCCCACCCCCACCUGGCCCCACCACCCUCAGCCCCUCCCCUUGGCUCUGCUCAGCCAGUCAGAGGGCAGGAUGGACACUGGGCUAGUUACUUCCCUCCACCGGACCUCAUCCAUCCAGGGUCUCCUGGGUCAGCACCUGUCCAGCUCACAGCUGUCCUUCAGCAGCUCUGUGGUCAUGGCUCCCCUGCCUGGCCCAGGCAGCUUCCUGGACGGAGGGCACAGAGGGUCCGGGCGGACAGGACUGGGACAUGGCCUGCCCUACGAGGGUCUCUACGGGAAGUGGAGCAUGUCCGGCAGGAAGGGCUUCAACGGGCCAGCCGCAGCUGAGAGUGACGGUGGAGCUUCUCAGUUCAUACGGACACAGUCUACUCCUCCUGCACUGCCGCCUGGGGCCAGCCCAACACAGGACCCCCUGGGGGUCACCCAGUCCACUGAAACCACGCCCCCCAGCCCCGCGCCCGGGGAGGAGUCCACCGAGCUGCCUUUACUUGAGCACCUGGGUUGAGUCUGCUCUGGAGAACCCAUGAGAACCCCUGCAGCCAAAGCACAGCACCACCAGUUCUAGAGUGGGCCUGACCGGACCUAUUCCAGCUUCCCAGAGUCAUUCCAAUGCUCUUCUCUCUCUCUCUCUAAAAGAGACUGGACUCUGAGGUCUGUUACGUCUCUGAUGGCAAAUCACAACAUCAACAUGUUUCGGAGUACAUUUCUUUUCGAGCCUUUGCCAUGCUGGAUGGAUCUGAGGUCUAAAUAUGUUCCUGUUCUCCUCAGUGAACCACCACAAGGAUGCAUGUCAAAACUAAAUGUACGCCCCAUCCCACCAUCUCCCCUCCUAGGACAGGAUCUCUAUUUGAUAGGACCUAUUCCCUCAAGAGUUUCUGUAACAAUGGUAACCCUCGCAGGCCAAAAAGCCAGUGCAAUUGUAAGGGAGGUUUUUCCUUAUGUAAUGUUUAGUUGUUUUUAUUUGUUUAGUUCGUUUGUCUUCUCCUUCACCUGAGACCUACCAGCAACAGCAUAAUGACUCAGAAAAGGGAACUCUAAUAUCCUUGUUGCUGUAUGUACAGGUGAAGCCAGAGUUACUACCAUAACAAGCCUUGUUCUUUACCCACACUGCCCAUCCAUGCUGCACCAACCUGCUGCUCCACUGUAGAACUAGUUCACGUUCACAACUGUGGGGAUCAAACUGCAAGGGUCACAUCAAACGACUUGAACAGCUACAAUAUGACAGGGGUCGGCAACAGGCAGAUUUGAAACAUUUUAUGAGCAAAAAUAUAAAUAAUAUAUGUGUGUGUGACUUUUGGGUCAAAUGACUGUAAAAUCACCAGGAAUUAAGCAAAAAAUUUAAAAAUAUUUAGGAAAUCUGUUCCCAAGUAUUCUCACAAAUAAAAAGUGUCAAUGUAAUUUUGUUUGACAUUAUUAUUUUCAAAUACAAUCUCUUUUUGGGCUUAGUUUUGGUCAAUUUGCAGAGUACAAAUUAUAACAAUUAUUUUCCGCCAUUCUCUCUGACAAAAAUCAGUCCGUGGCUGAAUCUAGUUGCUUACCCCUGCCAUAUGACCAGUCAAUAUCAACUCCCCACAUCACUAUGCAUAACACACACAUUCCAAAACGAAUCCAGCACCCUCCCUGUAAAAACAUCUUCAUACUCAUUUGGAUAUUUAUUAGAGGCACUUGACCACAAUCAACAAUCUCAAGUGUUCUGUCAAAGAGCUUGUUUCAGGGAUAAGACUCCCGCCUACUCCUACCUUUCCCAACAUUUGGUGCUUUUUCCCAGUGGAGUUGACAGUCCUGUCAGGCCUGGACAAAAGUUCUGAAUUUGGGGAGGUUUAAUGAGAUGGGGUGGGGGGUGACUCUGGACAGCUGAUGGACCAGGACAGAGAAUGAAAAGAGAAGAGAUGCUCACCAGGCAGGGACAUUGUUCAGACCACAGGAUUCUAAACUGGGAAUCUUCUUUCUAAAGCCUUUUAGAUUUUUGGGUCCUAUUUUUGGGGUGAGUGGAAUGUCUUUUUACUUUACUUGAAGAAUCACAACUUCCUCAGUGGCUAUAGGCCAGCCCACUGAGUUGCCCUAGUGACCAAACGCUCCCUCCCUGACCUGAUCCAAUCAGCUGUGGACUCUAUGCAGUGGGAGGGGCUCAGACAGCUCUGUGUGGAAUAGCCACCAGCAAGAGGCCCUUCUGCUUUCCUUGGCUCCAGGCAGCUACUACUAAACUACAGCCCCUCCUGCUACUACUACUACACUUACAACUACUGUUUGUGCUACACAUACCUCCAGCGUUUUAGUUGGAAACCAAGUUAAAUAAAUACUGAAAUAACGUCUGGAAGGGUUUGUCUAUUUGACAUGCUGAUGUGAUACAGAAAUGUGGAGAUUGGACUUGCCUCUUAAUUGUAAUUUUUGCCACACGUUUGGUAUCAUUUGACAUGUUUCACUAAGGUUUCUCUUCUAAGGUGUGUAAUGUAACUGGAAGUAUUCCUGAGAAGUAACUUUAAAAUGUUUGCUCCCACUCCUGCAUUUGCCAUACCCUGCUUUAAGGGUCAAAUGAAGGCGUUGAUGUACUUCUGAGUAGUCCUGCUCCAAUGAUUUUCUCUCUCUACCCAGAGCACAUAUCAGACAAGCUGGCUGUCCAACUCUGUUCUGUCCUGAGAGCUAUAGGGUCUUACAGCACUACAGUAAUCCACAUGUCUGUCCCCUGGCCAGUUGUGACAAGUCUUUUAUAUCAAUGGUAGGGCUAUCUGGAAUAACCUUGUGCCAUGGUGUAAAGCUGGACCUAGAAGCCUUGUAUGCUCCUUUCCCCCCACCUAACCAUCUUAGUAGUUUGUCACCUUUUUAGUUAGACUGAACUGUCUACUAAACUUUCUCUUAGAUCUGUCCUUACAGGAUGAAGGACAACUAAUAGGUGGAAAAGGGCAUUCACAUGGUCUCCCAUUGGGAAAGAAUGGGAGGCAGUGGAGGCUGCUGGGAGGAGCUAUAGGAGGACAGCCUCAUUGUAAUGGCUGGAAUGGGACCGUUUCAAACACAGGGAAACCACAUGUUUGACUCCAUUCUGUUCAUGCCAUUACAGUGAGUCUGUCCUAUAGCUCCUCUCACCAGCCUCCUCUGCAGUCAAGGUGAUUCCAUUCAGGCUUAGAACCAUCUUGAAACACAUCUUAAGGACUUGGAACGAGCACUGUGCUAAUGUAGAUCUAGUCUCUUUGUCAGAUCAUUGGAUCUAACUCUGUCAUGGGGAUUGUUGAGGAGGAGCUGGCACCAACCAGAUGUUAACAUGUGUCAACCCUAGGCUUAGGAAAAGCAGAGCCAUUCUGAUCAGGGCCCUUUUCUGGUUCUCUUCUCCCCUAAUUCUCAGUGUAAUAUCCAAAGCAACAGGGAGUACUUUUAUUACUGGGAGAAAGGAAAGCACUGGACUGACCUGGGUGUCAAUAUUAAAAGGGAUUUCUUAAUCUCUGCCAUUUAUGUACAGCAUGUUUUGUAUAUAAAUAUACAUUUAAAAAUAUAUAUAAAUCUAUUUUAUUAUUAGUGCAUUUCUGGUUCUUUUUCAUGGAAGACACUAUGUUGAGUCUUAGGGGGUUCUCUCUUAUUAUUAUAUUACCCCUCAGAAGAGAUCUGGCUCCUGGGUGGAAGGGCACUCUUCACAUUGAAUCAUGCAGUUUGGGGAGAAUUGAUUUCAUACAUACUUUGCACUAAUGCUGUAUACUAGUACACCAUCCCACAUGUUUUUUUUUUAAGUUAUUAUUUUAGUCAUUUGGGGGGAUGUUUUAUUUAAACUGUUCCGUUGACAUUUAAAGUUCUGUACAGUUUUUUUUUAUUUAUUUUUUAUGUGAUUUUCCCCCACGCCCUAUUUAAAUUAAAGAUUUUUGUUUAAUCAUUUGCAAAUUAAA
This is a messenger RNA of Oncorhynchus keta (chum salmon), 11882 nucleotides long. Its product is annotated as pecanex-like protein 3. NCBI's taxonomy places the organism in Eukaryota, Metazoa, Chordata, Actinopteri, Salmoniformes, Salmonidae. The transcript has 34 exons. The coding region runs from base 1754 to 8518 and encodes 2254 amino acids. The record is from RefSeq and is a predicted model, not a curated record. Gene Ontology annotation, cellular component: membrane.